CCCACCGCCGCCGCCUCCGCCGUCGUGCAGUAACCACUACUACUGGUUCGCGUCGCUGUUCGCUGAUAACCGGCCGUAGAUAUAAAUAUUGGAGUACCAAAAAAAAAAAAAAAAAAUUAAAAAAAAAAAAACUAAAAACCAACCAACACAACACGGGCGCGCGCACGCACGCACAAGAAAACACGCACGCACCGUGCGCUCGUACACCACUACUGCUAUUAUUAUUAUUAUUAUUAUUAUUAUUAUUAUCAUUAUUGUUGUUUUCGUUCGCUCGUUUUGAUCGUGGACGUUCGUCGUCGUCGAACAUGUAAAACAACGUUUACGCGGAACGGAACACGACGCGCGACACGCGUACCCCGUGAUACGAGACCGCGCAGCUCGAACACCGUCCGUGCACCCGUUGUCGCCGAAAACCGACGGUUCCAUCGGCCGACGCGUAACUGACCACAGUCUAGCAGGGAUCGCGUGCAGCCAUCACAGGUGUACAACGGUCGGCCGAACGCGUUAACAGUCCCCGGGUCUCCAUUGUCGUUGCGCUCGCGGACGGCGCGCGCGAUAACGAAGCGACCGCGGUGUCGUUGUUAUGCGCGUCUCGCGUCCCGUUAUCGGCGGCCAACUGUUAGCGACGACGGAAUGCGCGAACGCGCCCGCGACGACGACGCGUGUUGUUGCUGUCCGCUUGCUGUCCGGCCAGACGUGCCGCCGCCACUUCCACUGCUUGCCGUCCGCUAGCCGCUCUGCCCGUCCGCCGCCAGACGCUGUCCGUCGCCCGUGGCCAUCGGUGUCCACGACGUGCCGCGCGGCGUAAAGAGCCGCAGAACACACACGGACGCAUUCCGCAUACCUUCGCCCACGGUUUAUGAUAGAAUAUGAAAUAAAUAAAAUGGAAGACAGAAAAAGGACAUUGGUUUCUUCUGGUAAUUCCAAUACAUCAUUAACUCCUGUUAAACUUCAAAAACUGAAAGCUAAUGACAAAAUAACCAAUGAAAAUGAUAGUGUUUGGAGUAUUUCAAAAAUAACUAGGGGUGCUAGUGUAAAAAGUUCAAGUUCCAAAACAGUUAUGAAACAUGCUUUACGUCAACAGGCUAAGCGAAGACGAAAAAAUACAACAAUCGCUGCUGGAAAUGUAGCGCCUCUUCCUAGAAUUAUACACCCCUCAAAUAAAAUAAACACUGAUGAAGGAGAAUCUAGAGUACCUACCAUGUUAGAAGUAUUAUCUUCAAUUCCUGGAUUCAGUUUAGUAAAACCACGUAAACGCCCAGGUUCUAAACGAUUAUCGGCUGCUGCUCAAUUACAACAAGCAAAGGCUGAAGGCUGUGUUGAUUUAGAAACACCAGAUUCUGUUCUUGCACAAAUAAAUUUAAGGUCCCUUUUAAAUAAACAAACUUUUUCCAUGCUUCCUCGGCUGUAUCAACUUAAACUUAUUCAACUGUUACCACAAGUUGAUCGAGAAAGUUUAAGUGAGACACACUCUGAUUUUAGGCCAUUACUUAACACAUCUGUUUUAAACAAUGAGUUUUUUGCUCAAGCUUGCCUUGAGUGGACUCAUAGACUAUCUGAAGGCGAAUUUACUCCUGAAAACCAACAAAAAAUGAAAAUGGACAAUGAUCGUGAAAAAAGCAAAUUAGAUCCAUUUAAACUGAAGUAUUUUGAACCGGUUUGGGGUGAAAGUAGAUUAUCCAACUCUGCAAAUUCACAUAUUUCGGACUGUAGUACUCCUAAAUAUAAAAAAACUGAAACAAUUACUGCUCCAGUGCAUACCUUACCUAUUACAAGAAAUGUGACAUCAAAUUCUGCAAAGACAAAUGCAACAAAAUCAAUAAAUACUAAGACAAUAAAUACUACAAAAACAAUUAAUUCAUCCAAAAAAGCAGUAAAUGCAACAGCAACCAUAACAAGUGCAUCUAAAUCAGUAAAUACAACCAAAAAAAUUAAUUCAUCAACAAUAACAGUUGCAGCAACAACAAAUGCAGUUACAAAUAUAAAUGCAAUUACAACAAAAAAUACAGCUUCAACAAAAACUACUACCACCACAAAAAAUAUAGCUACAACAAAAAGUACUACUACCACAAAAAAUACAGCUACAACAAAAAGUACUACUAUUACAAAAAAUACAGCUACAACUAAAAGUACUUCUACCACAAAAAAUACAGCUACAACUAAAAGUAUAAUGUCAACAAUAAAUACAAUUACAACAAAAAAUACUAAAUUAAAUGCAGCAACAAAUGCAAUAUUAACGUGUUCUUCAUCAGAUGAAGUUAAAUCUGAGGAUAUAAAAUUAGAACUACCAUGGGAUUCUGUUGAUUCUACAACAAAUUAUACAGUGACACCAUUAAUAGAAGAUGUAAUUUUACCAAUUAGUGAAGAAAUUCAAAUUGAAAAUCUGCCUUGUAGUGAAAUAUUAAACGAAACCGAUAAAAUUAUCCGUGAUGUUAAUUUGGAUGAUACAUCUUCAGUAAUUAGAAAUUGGUCGUCAUUAAUGAAUGAUGAUUUGGACACAUUAAUACCAGAAUAUGAUUGUAUUUCUACUUCAAAAGCAAAAGAACCAACUGAAAGUGAAGUGCAAUUAGAAUUAGAAGUUACUCUUACUCCAAAAAUGGAUGAUGUAAACCCAGAAAUUGAUCAACUGUCUUCAAAUGAUCCAGAUAAUAACAACAUGGAUAUGAACAUUGUACAGGAACUUCCAAAAAUUGAUUCUCCGCCGCCUGUGGUUGUUCAAAUACCUAAAGUGCCUAGUAUUAUUCAACCUCUUGUUAUAACUUCUUCUAAUAGUUCACCGUUGCCUAGUACACCACCUUUAUCUAUGUCUCCAUUACUUCAGUCACCUUUAGAAACAAAUAUUCCAAAUGAUUUUUCAUUCAUAAACACAUUAUCUAAUAUUUCUUCAAUCCCUUCUGAUCGUCCAGUUCACCAUACUUAUGUGUCAUCAAUUAAAUCACAAGUAAGCUCAAGUAGUAGUGGAACAAGUAGAACUAGUAGUAGAACAACUUCAAAGCAACCACCAGGUGCUAUUAAUUUAGAAAGAAGUUACCAAAUAUGCCAAGCUGUAAUUCAAAAUAGUCCUAAUCGUAAUCAACUCAGGUGUCAACUAAAGCCACCUCCAUCAGUGUUCAUGGGCAAAAAUCCUAAUAUACGAAGUGGACCUGUAACGAAACAGCCUGGACGAAACAUCAAUAUCACCAAUAAUUCACAAUCUAUGGUUGUUAGACAUGUAAUUACAUCUUCUCGUGGCAUUUCAGUUCCCGUGUCAGUUGCAUCUCCAUAUUCGCCUGAUCAACAACCACUCACUGAAAAACAAAUGGGGCAAUAUUUGUUGGUCCAAAGGUCAGGCGGAAUAACAGGUAUACGUCGAUCGUCCAGUGCUCCUCCUACAAAUAAUAAAAUACCAUCAAUCAUAAAUGGUGGACGACCAGCAAGUGUAGGUAUACAAGUAUCUACAUUUGCACAGUCGCAGCCAACAAAUGAUUGUUCUUGUAGUCUGAAUGCUAUGGUAAUAUGCAAGAAGUGUGGAGCAUUUUGCCAUGAUGACUGUAUUGGUCCUUCCAAACUUUGUGUAACGUGUCUUAUUCGAUAAUAUUUUAAGUUUAAAGGUAUAUAAUUAUUUUAUUUUUAUUAUAGCAGUUAGAUUAUUCUUACCAAUCUUUAAUAAUUAUU
Sipha flava (yellow sugarcane aphid) is the source of this 3654-nucleotide messenger RNA. It is a transcript of the gene Asx, whose product is annotated as polycomb protein Asx. Gene Ontology annotation, cellular component: PR-DUB complex. The coding region runs from base 860 to 3574 and encodes 904 amino acids. Gene Ontology annotation, biological process: positive regulation of transcription by RNA polymerase II; animal organ morphogenesis. The transcript has 11 exons. Gene Ontology annotation, molecular function: chromatin binding; DNA binding. Lineage: Eukaryota; Metazoa; Arthropoda; Insecta; Hemiptera; Aphididae. The record is from RefSeq and is a predicted model, not a curated record.